Molecule: messenger RNA, 1798 nt
Organism: Vitrella brassicaformis
Lineage: Eukaryota; Vitrellaceae
Source: the annotation of a GenBank genome assembly
CUGAGCAACGGGAUGAUCACUUCAAGCUGGGCGUUCGCACUAUAUCCCGCAUACCUGGGUGUGUCCGGGAAUCGCUGAGGAUGGUGCUGGACACUACCGAGAAGUACGUGAAGGACGAGGAGGACUCUGAUGUCGGCUGCCUGAUAGCCAUUUUCGUGCCCACUAUGCUGCUCUUCCCGAUGAAUCGCGGCGGGAAGGGCGGCCAUCGCAAGUGGGGCACUCGCUUCAAGCGGUUCUGGGCUGGAGAGUGGCAAGGAUUGCUCGACGAGUCUCGGAAUUUUGCUGAACAGGGUCGCCACGUAUUUGCUCCACGCGGCGAUGGACCGGUGGACGGCGUGUCUGAGCCAUCCCUGGAGGAAAUCAAGCUGCGAGCAGCAGAGAGAUUUGUGAGACAGGGAGAGCUGUCGCGUGCGGCAAGGCGGCUGACGGCCGCCAAGGUCGCUCCGGCGACAGCGGCAACGCUCCAGCAGGUCAAGGACCUACACCCGGCAGCCCCGCUCCCCAGAAAGCCGCAGACCCAGAACAGCCCAGAUGAGCCGGCCGUCCCUCUCACGGUUCCGCCCAGAGUUCUACUAGCUGCCCUCAAGACGGCGCCGCGAGGUUCCGCAGCCGGCCCUACGGGAUGGCGGUAUGAGCAUCUUCGUGCCUGCAUGGGAGAGGGUGACGCCUCGGCAGAAGACGGGACCGUCCCUCUACCCUCCUUUGUCUACCGGAUGCUCGCUGGGAACAUGCCGGACAGCUGCACCACGACUCUCUCGGCGGCCCGCCUUUUCGCUCUGAUGAAGGACAACGGUGGUGUCCGGCCGAUUGCUGUGGGUGAUGUGCUUCGGAGAUGGGUGACGAAGGCAGUCUGUAUGGAGAACAAGCUGGCCUUUGAGGACGACUUCGCGCCUCUACAGUUUGCGGUUGGUACGUCGGCAGGCGGAGAGAAGAUUUUCCGGGCCUGUCAGACCUACUUGGAGACACGCCGCGAUGACUCCGAUAGACGGGUUUUGGUGACUUUGGAUUGCAAGAACGCCUUCAACAGCAUCGACCGACAGGCGAUCCUCGACGAGCUCGGCACAAAGUGGCCGUCCUUUGUCGAUUCCUUCUGGCAGUUCUACGGUACCCCGGCUGAACUAUGGUAUCGGAUGGAGGACGGACGCACAGAGACCAUCCUCAGUCAGGAGGGUGAUGCGAAGCGGACCCUUCGCAUCGUGAUUCUGUCCAUGUGGGACGCAUCGUCAUGGCUGUUUCGAGGCACGUCUAUCCGUCCGCCAGGUGCGCAGCGCAGAGGCCACACGGAUGGAUGGAUAGAUGGAUGAAUGGAUGGGUGCCUGGAUGACGCAUAUGUGUGUGCACACGCCUGCCUAUCUAUCUCGCCUGUCUGUCCCUUCGCCACUGUGGGCCUCCCCGCAGCCCAGUGCCCGUGUCAGUCGCCCGUAUGCAGUGCACGACAUGUGUCCAUUCUGUGCCUGUGCCAUGCGCAAGCGCAUAGAGAGAUACGUGCUUGUGUGACUGACUCGUGUGUGUCAUCGCCAUUCGCCCAUGUGAUGGUACAUUCAUGGUGGAUUGAUGUGGGUAUGGGAAGGAGAAGCUAGAGGAGAAGACGGAGAUCCUCGUACACGCCAGUGUGUCUGUCUGCCGUGAUGUGUUGCGUUUGCCAUUGCUUUGCCGUGGCAGUGUGUCCAUGGAGCCACAGGCAGCCAGGCAUACGUGCAGUGCAGAUGAGGUCUAUGUGUGAUGCAUAGCCGAUAGCCGACCUAGAUAGAGCUGUCAGGACGCAUGCAGCGCCAUGGUUGCUUCGUUUGUUGAGCUG